Molecule: messenger RNA, 5144 nt
Organism: Tachyglossus aculeatus (Australian echidna)
Lineage: Eukaryota; Metazoa; Chordata; Mammalia; Monotremata; Tachyglossidae
Gene: DPY19L3
Product: dpy-19 like C-mannosyltransferase 3
Exons: 19
Coding region: 143-2299 (718 amino acids)
Cellular component (GO): nuclear inner membrane
Molecular function (GO): mannosyltransferase activity
Source: RefSeq, a predicted model, not a curated record
CCCCCCUCGGCCCCCCUCCAUCUGGGGGAUUUAUUUUAUUCUUUUAUUCCUUUAUUUGGUGGCCGGAGGACCGACGAGGGACCGUCGCCAACUCACGACCAGGAAUUUGUUUGCAAAGCAAUGCCGAAACGCCUUUGACACCAUGACAAUCAUUAGGCAGAGAAAAGGAAUAAAAGUCACUGAAGUUGCUGAAGAGCACCUGAAACAAGAGAAAAAUGUGAAGAGUGAAAAUAAAUUGUCAUGUGUACAACUUUGCACAGGCAGAAGAUUAUGGAAGAUUCUCUCAUUUUCAUUUGGUGGAACAGUUGCACUUUCCCUUGGACUGCUUACUUCCAUCUACCUAGCAACUCUACAUGAGAACGAUUUAUGGUUUUCAAACAUUAAGGAAGUGGAGAGAGAAAUCUCAUUCAGAACAGAAUGUGGACUGUAUUACUCCUACUACAAGCAAAUGUUACAGGCUCCAACCAUUAAGCAAGGUUUUCACGGAUUAAUGUAUGACAAUAAAACAGAAUCCAUGAGGACGAUUAACAUCCUUGAGCGUAUGAAUGUUUAUCAGGAGGUGUUUCUCAGUGUUUUAUACAGAGUUCUACCUAUCCAGAAAUACUUGGAGCCUGUUUAUUUUUAUAUCUACACUUUGUUUGGACUCCAGGCUGUCUAUGUCACAGCUCUUUAUGUAACCAGCUGGCUUCUUAGUGGAACGUGGGUAUCAGGAUUAUUAGCAGCCCUCUGGUAUGUUACAAAUCGAAUAGAUACCACAAGAGUUGAGUUCACCAUUCCACUGAGAGAGAAUUGGGCAUUGCCAUUUUUUGCUGUUCAGAUAGCAGCGAUUACGUUUUUACUGAGACCACGGUUGCAACCUCUUUAUGAAAGACUGACGCUUCUUGCAGUAUUCAUAUCCACAUUUCUCUUUAGCUUGACGUGGCAAUUUAAUCAAUUUAUGAUGCUGAUGCAAGCAUUGGUGUUGUUCAUCCUGGACUGCCUUGACAUACUUCCUACAGCAAAGGUUACAUGGCUUUACAUUAUACAAGUGGCUGGUUUACUCCUGGUGUGCAUAUUUCAAUUUUUUAAUGCCAUGAUUCUCGGGUCAUUGCUAAUAAGUUUUAAUCUUUCCGUGCUGAUAGCAAAAAAGUUUCAGAAAAAUCUGAAAACAGGCAGUUUUUGGGAUCGACUUGGAAAACUUUUGCUCCACUUGCUUCUGGUAUUAAGUUUGACACUCUUUGUCAAUAAUUUUAUUAAGAAAAUUCUUAAUCUUCAAUCAGAUGAACACAUAUUUAAGUUCCUCAAGGCAAAAUUUGGAUUUGGAGCAACAAGAGAUUUCGAUGCGAAUCUGUACCUGUGUGAAGAAGCUUUUGGGCUGCUGCCAUUAAAUACCUUCGAAAGACUGUCAGAUACUCUACUUUUUUAUGCUUACCUUUUUGUCCUCUCCAUUAUGAUGAUAGCAACUGCAGUUGUUGCUUUUCAGAAUCUCAGUGAUUCCUCCGUGGAACGAUCCGUCGAUAAAAUUGGAAAGUGCACAAUCGUACUGAAGCCUGGAACUGCCUAUAACUUAAUUCACACCAUUCUGUUUGGGUGCUUGGCUUUCAGUACAAUGAGAAUGAAAUACCUUUGGACAUCACAUAUGUGUGUGUUCGCUUCGUUUGGAUUAUGCAGCAGUGAAGUUUGGGAAUUCGUUCUGAAGUUGGUCCAUCUCUACACACCUAAGAGGAUGAAAGUGAUGAGAUAUUCAGUGCCAUUAUUGAUACUGCUCUAUCUUUGCUAUAAGUUUUGGCCAGGAAUAAUGGAUGAGCUGUCAGAGUUGCGAGAAUUCUACGACCCAGAUACGGUGGAGCUCAUGGACUGGAUAAAGUCAAAUACUCCGAGGAAAGCUGUAUUUGCUGGCAGCAUGCAGCUAUUAGCAGGAGUCAAGCUGUGUACGGGGAGGAUCUUAACCAACCAUCCGCAUUAUGAGGAUAAAGGCCUAAGAGAAAGAACGAAAGAGGUUUAUCAGAUAUACGCCAAGAGAGCCCCCGAAGAAGUUCACAGCCUGCUGAGGUCCUUUGGCACAGACUAUGUGAUCUUGGAAGACAGCAUCUGCUACGAAAGAAGACAUAGCAGAGGUUGCCGCCUUCGGGACUUGCUGGACAUAGCCAAUGGACAUGUAAUGGAUGGUCCAGGUGAGAAUGAACCCGAUUUGAAACCUUCAAUGCACCCUCGCUUCUGCGAAGAAAUCAAAAGGAACCUGCCGUCCUACUCUGCGCAUUUCAUCCGAGUGUUUCAGAACAAAACAUUCCACGUCUACAAGCUGUCCAGACACAAGUGAUGGUACUUCCCAGCAACUGCGGAUUCUGAUGCAGGUGAAAUUCCUUUAUAACGAGCCUGUUAAAAAAAACAGUCUCUGGGUAACAAGAUGACACUGAGCUCUAAUGGGCUGCUUUCCACUGUUCCAAUACGACCUAGUACCAACUAUGGGAAGGCUCGUUCAAACUGAAUUUCACCAGCAGUAUAAUGCUGUGACAACCUUAGCAACUGCUAAGUCAGUUUACAAAAGUAUUAACAUUUUAACAGGAUUUCGCUUAAAUUGAAUUCCUUUUUUCUCAUCUGUAAUUCUCCGUUGGCAUUCAUCAGUCAGCUUGGGAACGGCAGUUUCUGUCAAGGACCCAGAGCCUGCUGGUUUGAGGGGAACGCAUGUUCAGCCCGAAGCAGUUUGGGCAGGAUUAAUCAGAGUUCAGGCUCUGGGAUGCUUCUGUCUGUUGAGGUGGAAGCGAGUGGCCUUUCAACUGUCCUAUUUUCCUUCCCUUUUAACUCUGAAUAGUUCUGUAUUAGGUAUUUCUUGAGACAUUUCCAUUGAAAUCUGUUUAUAAGGGUAAGCACUUUGGUAAGGUUAUCUUGAGUUAAAAGCAGAGUUUUCAAACACUGGAGCGUAAAGAUUACAACUGAAGAAUGUGUAGUCCUUAGAAUGGCCAAAAAAAAAAAAAAUCGUUUGGUUUCAUAGCGAAUUUAGAUGGAAUUGCUUUGGCUCUUUUUAGUCAUUUUGAAUUUUUUUUAUUCUGUUUCUAGCUUUUGUAUUUUCCUUCGUAGAAAUUUGCAAAUUCUGGCUCCAACUCACUCACUGUUAGGGUGUUUUUAGGACAAACCUUCCGGCUUCCUACCAACUUUGACUUGCGCGGUCUCCAAUCUCAGCGAGGUGCCCGCCCGUGGGUCCUCAGUCUUGGGAAGAGCUCAGAGUUAGCGAAGGUCCAACAUAGAACCGAAACGCUCAUGAACACGUCUAAAGCGCUGCAUGAACAAAACCUAUUCAAAGACUUCCUGAUGAUAAGUACUGUUACAGUAAAUUUCGAAUGAUGGGACAAUUUCAAAGCAUAUGGUGCUUUUAAUUAAUUGGAGAUGGGUAAUGAGAUUAAGUUUCACCCCUGCGCUGCACUCCAAUUACCAGUGAUUUAACUGCUUUCCCCUUGAAGUUGCGCUGAGAUAGAAUUACCAAGGGGAGUGAAAUGAAUAUGUCACCCAUUCAAAUAAUUGUAUAUUCCAUAAAUACUCAUUAAGAAGAACUCCAAAUCUGCCUGCCCCUUCAUGUUGAACACAAAAAGGAAAGUGAGCUUUUAUCAAAACUUACUUAAAUCAAACGUUGGCUGCGGUUGGGCUAUUAAAUUGCAACUCCUGCGCCAUUUCUCUCUUCCGUCCCUUAAUGAGGUUGGAGACCACUACAGUUUAACACGACAAUAAUAAAACAUCCUAAUCAGUAUUAAAACUUUAAUUAAGCCAGUAAUGAUGCAUGGCUGUUUCAGCUGACAGCAUGGGUCAGUACCUCCUUUAGAGAGUGCCUUACAAUAAUUGAAAUCAAGCACACGUAAGGUACGUGAUGGUAGGAAUAUGCUGGUUUCUUUUUAAUUUUGUGUCUUUUGCGGUUACUUCCUGAAAAUUCACUUUUUAGUAUUCCACUUCGGGUUGUAGAUACCAGGCUGGAAAAUUGUAUGCAGAUCUUGAUGUGAGACAUUUAAAACAUAGCUGGUGUAGAAUGUUCUUUCCUAAAUGACAGUAAUGUUGCCAAAACAUUCAGUGUAGUUCCACAACGUUCAUGAACAAGAUGAAGUGCCAAAAAUUUUGCUAGAGCCCGUAAACUCCCACCCUGAGGGAUUUUUGCUCAUUUAUAUCUACUAAAAACACUGUGACCAUGUACAGUAGAACUUUUUACUUUUUACACACCAAAUCCCUUACAGGAUCAUAUUGGGCAUGCGGGGUGUAGAGGUUAGCAUUUGCAGAGACUCACAGAGCUUGGCUGAUGGGCAGGAGGAGGAACUAGAGAAAUCAAGUCCUGGUUUCUGUUUCCAUCCUUGCCCCUGGCCUGGGGCAAGUCCCUCAAGUACUGUAGGCAACAAUCCCUCCUCCUAAAGACAGCAUGAGGCUUUCGGAAUGUUUCUGGGAAUCCUUAAAAUGGCAAGAGGCUUUUGUGCACAGGUCGAUUUCCUGAUUUUGCACCCUUUUGUAGCACGUUUUCUUAAAAAAAAAAUCCUGGCUCAUUUCAGCAUUUCUUCCUGGAGCACCUUCGUGCUGGCAGUGAACAAGGUAGGAACGGAGCCCUUAACGGGCCCCUAAAAAAAAGUGACCCUACUGUUCAUGAGAACAGUUAGACGUCUUACCACCUUCUUACACAAUUUCAGGUCAGUGCGCACAAUUUUUCCCUUUCAAAUCUGGAAUGUUCCUCUAUCCCAUGUAGGACAGGGACCGUGUCCAACCUAGUUAUCUUGUAUCUAUACAGUCAGUGCUUGGCACAUAGUAAGUGUUUAACAAAUGCCGCAAGUAUUAUUGGUAUUUUUCAGAAAGAUGUCAACUGCAACUUAUUUCUAUUCCCAGUUUACCUGAAUAGACUGACAUAGAAAUAGUUUGGACUUCCCAGGAGGUGAACAGGAACCCAAAUUUCCCCGUCUUAUUAACCAUGCCCCUAGUUUACCUGCAGCACAACCUUUAGGCCAGGGAGACCUCAGCAUCCGUCUGGUCACGGAGAGCGUUUUCUCGGUGAGAGGGGAGCCCGUCAGCUGUCCGAAGGCCGAUGGUUUUCUGGUUUCAGCAUCCUAUGGGUGAGAUCUUAUAGAAAACUAUUUUAUAAUUUGUUGUACUGAACCAUGUGAAUAUUGUAUACUAAAUAAAGUCAUGUCCUUUGGAAAUCA